AUGGCAACCUACAACGUUUUGGGGGAAAUAACUACAAUUGACGAAGAUGAAACCAUAAUAUCUUAUCAAUAUUCAAGAAUUAAAAAAAUAGAAAAUGUGGAAAAAUGUAGAAAGUUAAAAACCCUGCAGCUCAUAUCUAACUGUAUUGAAAAAAUAGAAAACCUAGACAACAAUUUGGAACUUGAACAUUUAGAAUUAUAUGAAAACAUGAUUAAAAAAAUAGAAAACAUAUCAAUGUUAGUAAAGUUAAGGGUGUUAGACCUCUCUUUCAACAAGAUAAAAAUAAUUGAAAAUUUAGAAACUCUUGUAAACCUGGAAGAGUUAUACCUAUCUAGUAACAAAAUUACAAAGAUCGAAAACUUGCACAAUUGUAAAAAGCUGAAGCUAUUAGAAUUAGGUUAUAAUAAAAUUAGAAAAAUAGAAAACCUAGAAAACUUGACAAAUUUAGAAGAAUUGUGGCUAGGAAAAAAUAAAAUAGAAGAAUUAGACUUACCACAUUUACCAAAAUUAAAAAAAUUAAGUUUACAGCAUAAUAGACUAACCAGUUGGUCUGAUAAAUCCAUUAAGAACAUCUUACACAUCAAUGAGUUAUACUUGAGUUAUAACAAACUAAAUUCCAUUUUAGACAGAAUAAAAGAUUUAAAAUAUUUAAAAGUACUAGACUUAUCAUAUAACGAAAUUGAUGAUAUAGUAAUAUGUUCAGAGUUAAAAUCAUUAGAAGAGUUAUGGUUAAAUAAUAAUAAUAUUAACAAUAUAGAAAUGAUUGAACAGUUAAGGAAAAAUGAAAACCUUCAAACAUUGUAUUUAGAGAAAAAUCAAAUCCAGGAUAUGUUAAAAGAAAGUUAUAGGAAUAAAGUAAUAAGUAUUCUUCCCCAGUUGAAACAGUUGGACGCUCUGCUUAUUGCACCCAUAAAGGUAACGCAAGCUGAGUAG
Messenger RNA from Plasmodium malariae, 933 nucleotides. RefSeq names its product leucine-rich repeat protein, putative (gene LRR1). The transcript is spliced from 4 exons. Gene Ontology annotation, molecular function: protein binding. NCBI's taxonomy places the organism in Eukaryota, Apicomplexa, Aconoidasida, Haemosporida, Plasmodiidae. Bases 1 to 933 code for a protein of 310 amino acids. The record is from RefSeq and is a predicted model, not a curated record.